AUGGAGCAGCUUUGUUUUCUGAAGAUGAGGUUGAGUCAUUUGGUUAGAUGGCUAAGGGAGAUAGCUUCAGAAAAUAAGUUAGAUCUUUGCUUGGUGGUCAUUGAUGAAGGAUGCAGAGAUUUUGGACAUAAUGGCUUUUUCAAGGAUGAGGUUGAAGCUGUGGACAGCACUCUGCAAUGCAUAUAUCGAUGCUCCAGUACCAAUCAGUGGAGUAACAUGGCUACCAUAUUGUCAAAGCUUCCACAGGUGCAAGGUUGCUUGAAUUUAGAGUGUUUCCGAGAUGAAGUCUAUCGGAAUAUUGAUGAACAUAGUGUGGAAGCCUUAGCUAACAUGGUACAAGCUCUUGUCAGUUUUUUGUUGAUGCCAUUGGUGGGUAAUGAGAUAACUAAUUUCACUGUCGAGAGGCCUGAAACAUAUCAGGGACUUAUUGGUCAGGUUGAGCACAAAUAUGAAAUGUGCAGAACGUAUAUAAAGCUCUUGACAGAUUCAGAUAUUUUUGAAAUAAUGGAGCGGUUCUUUAUCGUCAACAUACCCAACUCCUGGAAGUUUACUGGAUACCUCAGCCUGGCAAGAAUGUCUAAUCCUCCUAUAUUGCGGAAGUUUCAUGCCGCAAGAGAUCAGGAGAGAUUCUUAGGUUGUGGGUUUGGAGUGAUUUCAGAAGUAUUCUCUGAAGCAGAAUCGCUGUGCUCAUCCAGUUUGGAAGCUGAGAAAGAGAUGCAAGGUCUUCCCGCUUUAUAUGUAAGCAUAUUGGAACCAAUUCUACAGGGCCUAGCUAGUGAAGUCCCUGAAUUCCAGAAUUUGUGCAAUUUAUUGUCGUCUUUGAGUAAGCUGGAAGGUGAUAUGGAGAGCCAGAGAAGGGUCAGACGCGUGGUUUAGGAAAGAAUGGCCGAUUACUCAAAUGAUUUGCAGUUACCUGGCCAUGUUCGAGUUUAUGCUCUUGGACUUAUGCAGUCAAUCAUUGGUAGACCUAUUAAGAGCGCCUUUUCGGAGCAACAGUUAAAUGUUAUACCAUGGAAGGGAUGGGAUGAGUUGCAUGAUAUAGGUGAAAGGAGAGUAACUAGCCCAAGUCAAGGGGUUUCCGAAUAUCCUGAUACUUCUAAUGGGUUUACAAGCACUUUGGUUGCCCUUAGAUCAUCACAGAUAAUGGCACCCAUCUGCCCCAGCUUAGAGAUAACUCCGGAUGACCUCUUGGACAUUGGCACGGCAGUUUCUUGCUUCUCAAAAUUAUGCGGAGCAGCUGAUACGGACUCCUAUCUCAAAGCUCUAGUUGCUGUUUUGGCAGAGUGGGAAGGGCUUUUCGUGGUUGGAAAAGACGGCAAGAAUUCUGCAGAAGUGACUGAUGCAGGAGAUGACUGGGAGAAUGACGAUUGGAAUGAAGGCUGGGAAAGCUUUCAGGAAGUAGAGCCACUCAACACAGAAAA
Rhodamnia argentea is the source of this 1421-nucleotide messenger RNA. RefSeq names its product MAG2-interacting protein 2-like. Lineage: Eukaryota; Viridiplantae; Streptophyta; Magnoliopsida; Myrtales; Myrtaceae. Bases 1 to 876 code for a protein of 291 amino acids. Gene Ontology annotation, molecular function: SNARE binding. Gene Ontology annotation, biological process: retrograde vesicle-mediated transport, Golgi to endoplasmic reticulum. Gene Ontology annotation, cellular component: Dsl1/NZR complex; endoplasmic reticulum membrane. The record is from RefSeq and is a predicted model, not a curated record. The transcript has 4 exons.